Messenger RNA from Sclerotinia trifoliorum, 1134 nucleotides. The record is from the annotation of a GenBank genome assembly. NCBI's taxonomy places the organism in Eukaryota, Fungi, Ascomycota, Leotiomycetes, Helotiales, Sclerotiniaceae.
AUGAGAGGAGAUAAAGCUGCCCGGAAGCUCAUCCAGUAGGUCUGAGUUCUUCUCCGUUUCCCAUGGCUUUAAUGAUAUACGCAGCCCAAAUAAUGACAUGAGAAGUUUAACAAUUACCAGAUCCAUGGGACGCGAGGUUGUUCAUAUCAAGGUUGGAAAGGAUUUACAAGAUUUUGGUGUACACAAAAGUCUUAUUUGCCAUUACUCUCCUUACUUCAAAGCUGCAUUCACUUCCGGCUUCGAAGAAACAAGCACCGGCAUCAUGAAACUUGGCGAUGUUGAUUUAGACGUGUUCGAGCUUUUUUUUUACUGGUUAUACACGCAAAGACUUAACAAAUGGCGAAAUGAAUCUCAGUUAAGCUUAGAGAAAGCAAUAAUAAAUGCGGGGAACGAGUCAAAGCAAAGGUAAGAAAACAUCUCAGCAGAAAAUAAACCCCUCAUUCAGAGGAGCGACUAGAAAUUAACCAAGUCAAAAGAUCUCGUAUUCGUACUCUUCUGGAACUUUACGUCUUUGCAGAUAUGGUUCAAGUACCAGCUAUCAAGAACAACUGCAUCAAAGAAUACUACGAAAUGGCCAUACCCGAAAAAGAAUACCUUACCGAGCGGAAAAACUUAGCGUAUAUCUGGGAGCAUACAAACGAGAGCGAUUUGAUUCGCAAAUUCAUGGUUGACUUGAUAGUCUGGGAUGUGCCCGAAAUAUCAGUUGAGAACAACUUGUCUCAGUCGCCUGUGGAAGUAAUCAUUUUGGUCAUUUUCGCCAUGAAGAAAAUUAUUGGCCAUGCUCGCACCGAAUCGGUACAAUUGGAAAAGCGGAGACCAAAGUUUAGGAGUCUUCCAUCUUUGAUCAGCCCUCUAGGAGAUCUAACCAAGUAUUAUGUGAAGGUCAAGACAGAAAAUUUCCAAGACGGGGAUGCUUUAUAUGUGUCGAUAGCUGAGAUGUUUGAAGAGGAGUAUGAAGUGGAGGAUAUUCUGGACUCUAAAUUGGUGGACGGUUCACUUAAGUACAAGGUUAAGUUGGUUGGAUAUUCGCACGAUGAUCAAUAUUAUCCUGCGGAUGAUUUUGCCGGUGGCCGAACACUUCUUACUGCUUUUCAUCAGAAGUAUCCACGGAAGCCUGGACCUGCGGAGAAAUAG